Molecule: messenger RNA, 6774 nt
Organism: Epinephelus lanceolatus (giant grouper)
Lineage: Eukaryota; Metazoa; Chordata; Actinopteri; Perciformes; Serranidae
Gene: igf1ra
Product: insulin-like growth factor 1a receptor
Biological process (GO): positive regulation of MAPK cascade; regulation of JNK cascade; protein autophosphorylation
Cellular component (GO): axon; insulin receptor complex; plasma membrane
Molecular function (GO): ATP binding; phosphatidylinositol 3-kinase binding; insulin receptor substrate binding
Source: RefSeq, a predicted model, not a curated record
ACUGUUUAGAGACACCCAUUUCGGAUGUGCGUUUCCUUCUCAGAAACCCUACCUGGGGUGUAAGUGGGAAUCCCUGGUCCCGGAUCCACUCCGGCUUUUCAGUCCUGCUCCCGGCCACCUUUAUCCGAGGCACUAUGUGUUUCUGUGUGAGAGAAGCCGACUCUUGUUUACAGCAGAGAUUCCACGGCGGAGCGGAGACCCACAGCCUGCGUUGACCGAGGGCGAACCGUAGAAUUCCACAGCCUCCGGAAAUACACGCAACGGUAGUUUUUGUUUCCUGUCUUUUAUGAGGAUUAAAAGGCAAAAAACACUAAACACGCGUAAAGGGCAGGUCCUUGUGGACACAUUCUCCCUCCCUCCCCGGCCGAGGUCGUCUAGCUGGAGAGCUGGAGAGCCCCAUUCUCCUCUUGCGUGGCACAAGUCUGGUAUUUUCUUUCAGCUGCAAAUCCGACUGACGGCAGAGAUAAGUCCGACCCGAGGAGCUGGAAAAUUGGUUUAAAAAGCGACUUGUCACCGCGGGCCAGGACUGCUUGGUGGGGAUCGAGAGCCUGUGCUGGUUGAAUGGCAUAAUCAAAAAAGGUUUUUCAUUCAUUUUUCAACCUCGCAGCCACCACCCCUGUGAAUCUGGACGUGUUUUCUGGCCCCACUCCUCCUCCUCAUACACAGUCAUUCACACAGGGGGAUUCUUGCGAGCGACACUGGCGUUAAUUUAUCAUGGUGGCAAAGGCUUCUUCCACUAACAUUUAGUCUGGUAUCUUUUAUUUUUUUAAUUCUCCUACUACCAGGCCUGAUCGCACUGUACGCGCACUGCUGUUUUCAAGAGAUGGAGACUGAAGAUGGGGAUUACCAUCAUUUAUCCAGUAAAAUCACUGGCUUGUGUGCCAUACCAGCCGACGUCAAAGUAUCUUGUGAUUGGCAAAAAUAGCAGACUGUUUUAGUAUUUUUUUCUUCUUCAAAGGAAUUCCCUGUUAUAAGGGUUUGUGCACAGUUAUUUAUAUUUUUUAGAGCAAACCCUGGGAGCCACGCAUUUGCAGGCUACAUAGAGUAGCCUUUUUAAGGCUACAGACACAUUUAUUUUUCCUCUUUUUUCAUCUUAUUUUUUUCGGAGCCGGUGUGCACAACCUUUUAUUUUUUACUUUGAAUUUUAUUUUAUUUUUUGAAGAGGUGAAUAAUGCUAAGGAACAUGAGAUCUGACACACGGAUGGGUAGCCCGACCUUGUAUUGGGGUCUGAUGCUGUAUGUCUCCACUAUCUGCAUCUGGUCCACACAUGCAGAGAUCUGUGGCCCAAGCAUUGACAUUCGAAAUGAGAUCAGCGAGUUCAAGCGUCUGGAGAACUGCACGGUGGUCGAGGGCUACCUGCAGAUCCUCCUUAUCAACGACAAGACCAACAACAUCAACCAGGAGGUCUUCCGCUCCCUCAGCUUCCCAAAGCUGACCGUCAUCACCGACUACCUGCUGCUGUUUCGCGUCUCAGGCCUUGACAGCCUCAGCAUGCUCUUCCCCAACCUCAGUGUCAUCCGCGGGCGCAAUCUCUUCUACAACUACGCCCUGGUGAUCUACGAGAUGACCAGCCUGAAGGACAUCGGCCUGUACAAUCUGAGGAACAUCACCCGGGGAGCCAUGCGGAUUGAAAAGAACCCCGAGCUCUGCUACCUGGACUCGGUGGACUGGUCGCUUAUUAUGGAUGCUGAGUUCAACAACGUUAUCAAUGGGAAUAAGAAGGCAAAGGAAUGUGACAAUGUUUGCCCAGGCAUCAUGGAGGAUAAUCCUCUCUGUCAGAGGACGUCGUUCAAUGACAACUACGACUAUCGCUGCUGGACCUCCAACCAAUGCCAGAAAGUAUGCCCACAACACUGCAAGCUCGCCUGCACAGACAAGGGGGAGUGCUGCCACAGCCAGUGCCUGGGCAGCUGCACCGAACCCAACAAUGACAUGGCGUGCUCCGCCUGCCUCCACUAUUACCACGAGGGUCGCUGUGUGCCGGACUGUCCCCGGGACACUUACAAGUUUGAGGGCUGGCGCUGCAUCACCAUGGACCUGUGCUCCCAAGUGCACCUGCCCGGCGACACUCACUUCGUCAUCCACGGGGGAGAGUGCAUGCCCGACUGCCCCUCUGGCUUCACCCGCAACGAGACUAAUCGCAUGUUAUGCAAUGCCUGCAACGGCCCGUGUGAUAAGCCCUGCACAUCACCUGUCAUCGACUCUGUGGAUGCUGCUCAAUCCCUGAAGGACUGCACUGUCAUCGAAGGCAACCUGGACAUCAACAUCCGCCGUGGAAAUAACAUAGCGUCUGAGCUGGAGAGCUUCAUGGGAUUGAUUCAGAAAGUGACGGGCUAUGUGAAGAUUCGACACUCCCACGCACUUGGCUCGCUGUCCUUCCUCAAGAGCCUGCGUUACAUCAAUGGGCAGGAACUCAUCGACAACAUGUAUGCAUUCUCCGCCAUCAACAACCAGCACCUGCAGCAUCUGUGGGACUGGAAUCAGCACAACCUGACUAUUGGGAAUGGACGUCUUUUCUUCCGACUGAACCCCAAACUGUGCAUGUCUGAGAUCCACAAGAUGUGGGAAAAGACAGGCAUAACUGUGAGGCCAGAGGAGGGAGAUUUCCGUAACAACGGUGAAAGAGCCAGCUGUGAAAGCCAUAUCUUGAAGUUCAAGUCUAACAUCACAACGAGCCAUACGAUCAAGCUGUCUUGGGAGCGCUACCGGCCGCCGUACUACAGAGACCUCAUCAGCUUCAUAGUCUACUACAAGGAGUCCCCUUUCCAGAACAUCACAGAGUUUGACGGGCAGGAUGGCUGUGGCUCAAACAGCUGGCACAUGGUGGACGUGGAUCUCCCUCUGGAUAAAAUCAUUGACCCAAAAGUCACUCUUCAACACCUCAAGCCCUGGACCCAGUAUGCUAUUUUUGUGAAGGCCAUUACCCUGCAGGUGGAGGACAAACACAUUACUGGAGCAAAGAGUGAUAUAAUCUACAUUCGCACACGGCCAUCCCUGCCGUCUGUGCCCAAAGACGCCCGUGCAUAUGCCAACUCCUCGACCAAGCUAAUGGUGAAGUGGUCACCUCCAGUCUUUCCCAACGGCAAUCUGACCUACUACCUGGUCCGCUGGCAGCAGCAGCCUGAGGACAGGGAGCUGUACCAUCAUAACUACUGCUCCAAAGAGCUGAAGAUCCCGGUCCGUAUCCCAGCCACGGGGUUCACAGACAUGGAAGACAACACCAAGCCCACCAAGUCAGACCUGGCAGGGGCAGAGAAGGGCCCGUGUUGUGUUUGCCAGAAGACGCCUGAGGAGAAAGACCGGGAGAAGGAUGACCGCGUCUUCUUUAAAAUCUUUGAGAACUUCCUUCACAAUGCCAUCUUUCUGCCGAGACCUCCAGAUCGUCGACGUAGAGAUAUUUUUGGUGUGGCUAACAACACACUGCUGCCUGACGGUGUUGGUCGAGGGAACACCUCCAUGGGCCCGGGGGAUAACAGUACAGAUGGCAUUCCUCCUAUCAGAGAAUACCCCUUCUCAGAAGACAAGAGCUCAGUAGAAUAUUUAGAGAUCCCCACCCUGCGGCCCUUCACUGUCUACCGCAUCGACAUCCACGCCUGCAACGAAGAGGUGGGGCGCUGCAGCGCUGGAGCCUUCGUCUUCUCCAGGACCAAACCUGCAGUCAAAGCAGAUGACAUCCCUGGAAAGGUGAUCUUUGAGAGGAGUGAUAAGGUUGAAGGUUGUGUGGUGCUGCACUGGCCAGAGCCCGCCAUGCCCAACGGACUCAUCCUGAUGUAUGAGAUCAAGUUCCGUCUGGGGACUGAGCCUGAGAAACACGAGUGUGUGUCGCGGCAACAGUACCGGGAGCACAAAGGAGCUCGGCUGACCAACCUGGGCUCGGGGAAUUACUCUGCUCACGUACGUGCCACUUCGCUAGCGGGGAACGGCUCCUGGACGGAGAGCGUGUCCUUCUACGUGCCUCCACCCAAACGAGACGAUGGUGUUACGUUCUACUUGGUCAUCAUAAUUCCCAUCAUAGUGACACUUUUCAUUGCCAGCAUCACCACGAUUCUCUUCUUCGUCAACAAGAAGAGGAAUAGCGACAGAUUGGGGAAUGGAGUCCUUUAUGCGUCUGUCAACCCUGAGUACUUCAGUGCUGCUGAUAUGUAUGUCCCAGAUGAGUGGGAGGUGGCCAGGGAGAAGAUCACAAUGCACAAGGAGCUGGGCCAGGGCUCCUUUGGCAUGGUGUACGAAGGCAUUGCCAAAGGAGUGGUCAAGGACGAACCUGAAACACGGGUGGCCAUCAAGACGGUCAAUGAGUCGGCCAGCAUGAGGGAGCGCAUUGAGUUUUUGAAUGAAGCGUCUGUCAUGAAGGAGUUCAACUGUCACCAUGUGGUGCGUCUGCUGGGCGUGGUCUCUCAGGGACAGCCAACCUUGGUGAUUAUGGAGCUGAUGACCCGUGGAGAUCUCAAGAGCUACCUGCGGUCUCUACGCAAAGAAAAUGCCACGAGCCAGGUCCUACCCCCGCUCAAAAAGAUGAUCCAGAUGGCAGGGGAAAUUGCCGACGGCAUGUCGUACCUAAAUGCCAACAAAUUUGUCCACAGAGAUUUGGCUGCCAGGAACUGCAUGGUAGCUGAGGACUUCACUGUGAAGAUUGGAGAUUUUGGCAUGACCAGAGAUAUUUAUGAGACGGAUUACUACAGAAAAGGAGGGAAGGGCCUGCUGCCUGUCCGCUGGAUGUCUCCAGAGUCGCUGAAAGAUGGCGUGUUCACUACAAUGUCAGAUGUCUGGUCAUUUGGUGUCGUGCUAUGGGAGAUCGCCACCUUAGCAGAACAGCCUUACCAGGGCAUGUCCAAUGAACAAGUGCUGCGCUUCGUCAUGGAAGGAGGACUCUUGGACAAACCUGACAACUGCCCCGACAUGCUAUUCGAGCUGAUGAGGAUGUGCUGGCAGUAUAACCCCAAGAUGCGUCCGUCCUUCCUGGAGAUCAUCAGCAGCAUCAAAGAUGAACUAGAUCCUCCCUUCAGGGAAAUGAGCUUCUUCUACAGCGAGGAGAACAAGCCGCCGGACACCGAGGAGCUGGACAUGGAGGUAGAAAACAUGGAGAACAUUCCACUGGACCCUGCAUCCACCAGGCAGCCCUCUGCUGCCGCCGCCCCCUCGUCGGGGUGCACAGGAGGCACGCCGCCUCCUUCUACCCAGCAGUUAUCCCCCAUGCAAGGCCCAAGUACUCCAUUACUGGGACCUGUGUCUCCCUCCUCCCCGGGCCCGGUUGCCUCAGCGUUGGCGUCUCCAGGCCAAGCCUUGGACAAGCACUCAGGACAUGUUUCGGCCAACGGGCCCGUGGUGGUACUGCGGCCCAACUUUGAUGAGAUGCAACCCUAUGCACACAUGAACGGGGGCAGAAAGAACGAACGGGCGUUACCACUGCCCCAGUCGUCGGCCUGCUGAUAUCAGACCAGCCCCUUCUCCUCCUCUUACACAGGGUAACACAAACCUCUCCUCCAUCUCUUAAGGAGGGAUGGAUGAGGUAAGAAAUUAUUUUCUUCUACUGUGUGCCAGUAGAUGGUCUCUCCACUCCUUUAAGGUCAAACACAAACUGUAAAAACUGAGAAACAGUACAGAAACCUGCUAAAGCAUUUGGAGUUUGGUGGCUCAGACUCGACACUGGGGAACUCCUUCCUGUGCCGCCAGGAUUUCAGUCGUUGUUACAUAAGUCCUUUGAGAAGGAAAACACUAAAGGCAUGUAUCCUGACUUACAGAUUUAGACAUGAACUAAAGAAAAUCUUUUUUUUAGCAUAUCUGCCAGCAAAUCCAACAGAAGAGCACUUUUUUUCCUGAUGAUUUCAGAGGGGAUGUUGUGGAUAUCUGAGUGUGUAUUUAUACAAAACACGGGAUUCUCUCUAUAAUAUGGUAUAGCUCCAUUUCUAAAUGACUUUCCAUCAAAAUGACUUUGUUUGCAUGAGCAGACGGGCUCAUGUCACGUGAGGAUGCCUCUAUGAGAAAGUCUGGACUAAGAUCAGUGUUUCAUUUUACUGUUGAUAUUUCUAUGAUCCCCGUCAGGAGCGGGUCAAAAUGGAAGAGGAGGGCCUAUUGUGUAUCUGCCAAACUAUUGCCAAAUCAAGCUUUUUCUUCAGUUUCAUACAGGUCUCCCUUCUUGUUUAAGGCUGUGAUUCAGAGUUCAGAUAAGUCUGUCUGGGAAAUAACACCAAAAUUGUUUGGUAGCACUCAGACUUCAUGCUUAUCUUUAGUACUAACUGCUCGUGGAGCAGCUGUGUGUGUAUGUGUGUGUGUGGAGGGGGGUUAUCACAGAACAGGAUACAGUGUACUGUUGAGAGAGGCCACAUUCACACCUGCAGUCAAAGUUUUAUGAUAAUGUGCAGCGUCUGCAUUGUGGGUGGAAUAAAUCUAGCAGGCCUUGUGAUACUUAGAGAAAUGCACCACAAAAUUUCUAUUAAAUGAUUUGCAUAUAGAGAGGCCGGCAGAAAAGCAGCAAUGUUUCAUUCAAGAUUUGAAGUAUAGGCCUCUUAAUCCAGUUUAAAGGUACAUUUUCCUCACAUCAACUGACACAGUAUCAGUAAAAACUAGGGGUGGGAAUCACCAGUAGAUCCACGAUAGGAUAUUAUCACGAUACAAUAUUAUUGCAAUUUUAAAUAUGUUGCAAUAUAUUGAAUAUUGUGAUUAAAAUAUAUUGCGAUAUACUGCGAUUUAUAACCUUUAUUCAACUGUAAUUAUGUCCCCAAAGGGAAACAUCUGUUUUAUCUAAUAAGAUAAAAUUUUCAGUCUGUUCAUCUCAU